Molecule: messenger RNA, 2352 nt
Organism: Fusarium mangiferae
Lineage: Eukaryota; Fungi; Ascomycota; Sordariomycetes; Hypocreales; Nectriaceae
Exons: 4
Coding region: 1-2352 (783 amino acids)
Molecular function (GO): pseudouridylate synthase activity
Source: RefSeq, a predicted model, not a curated record
AUGCGGCUGUCAAGUCACGUCGCCCGGCACGGCUCCGUCUUUCGGCGCUGUUUCGGAGCCGCAUCUCGGCCGGGCUGCUCUUAUCCUCAACGCCGCCUCAUGAGCUCCUCCUUGGCUGCUGUCAAGGACUUGCUCAAGAUCUCGGACGAGAUCACAGAUGCUGUUGCCACCAACAAACCCAUCGUUGCACUUGAGUCAACUAUCUACACUCACGGGGCCCUGGGCAAUGAACUCGCCCUCCAACAUUCAGAUCUUGUUCGCAGCAAUGGGGGUAUUCCCGCCAUCAUCGCCAUUGUUGAUGGCGUUCCUACUGUUGGAGCCACAGCAUCUGACAUCAUUCGCAUGAUCGAGAGUGGAAACGCUGUCAAAGCAUCCAGGAGAGAUAUUGCCUACCUUGCGGGAAUGGGUUUGACAGGACAGAAGAUUCACGGCGGCACCACCAUCUCAGGAACUAUGUUGCUCGCCAGGCUUGCAGGCAUUCGAGUAUUUGGUACUGGUGGCCUCGGCGGCGUUCACCGCGGAGGCCAUGACUCAAUGGACGUUUCUGCUGAUCUCACUGAACUUGGCCGAACACGGGUAGCUGUCAUCAGUAGCGGUUGCAAGGGUUUCCUUGAUAUCCCCAGGACACUGGAAUUCCUCGAGACCCAGGGUGCCCAUGUGUCGACCUUUGCAGACGGACGAUCUGGAAAGAUUGAUUUCCCAGCUUUCUGGGCUCGUGAUAGCGGCAUCAAGAGUCCUUCUGUUGUUCACACUGAGAAGGAGGCAGCCGCUAUCAUUCUGGCCCAGGAGAAGCUUGGAAUUGAGUCAGGCUUGCUCUUGGCCAACCCAAUCCCGGAGGAAUUUGGCGUUCCCGCGCCUGAGAUGCAGGCUUACAUCGAACAGGCUGUCAGGGAGGCAAAUGAGAAGGGCUUCACUGGCAGCGCCAACACUCCGUAUAUCCUGGGCAGGCUCAAGGAGCUCACAGGAGAGAAGGCCGUUAUCGCCAACAAGGCGCUGGUAACGUCCAACAUCACCCGGGCCACCAACAUCGCUGUCGAACUCUCAAAACUGUUGUCUUCUGGUUCAGGACCGGUCAAGACUUUUAAUUCAUAUUCUGCCGCUCCAUCUGCACCUGCAUCUCCUGCUCCUACUGAGCCCAAGGUGCCAGAAGUAGCGUCUGACAGUAAGGUCGAUAUCCUUGUCGCUGGCUCUGUCGCUGUUGAUCUGAGUUGUGACUAUGCCCCAAAGUCGGGUGACGCUUCACCCGUCCUCCACACCUCGAAUCCGUCUAGUAUCAGCCAGUCAAUCGGAGGUGUCGGCCACAAUGUAGCUCUCGCUGCCCACUCUGUAAGCAAACAUGCUCGAGUACGGCUCUGUAGCAUGGUUGGUGAUGACGUUGCUGGCAAGACCAUUCUUAAUGGGCUCGAAGCCUCCGGCCUUGACACCACCUACAUUCGACAACUAGGCCAUGAAUACCACGGCUCUAAUAGAACGGCUCAGUACGUCGCUGUCAACGAUGCAAACAAGAAUCUAGUCAUGGCUAUGGCCGAUAUGGGCAUCUUCACAAACCACUCUUUUCCCGAAUAUUGGAAGUCUGCCGUCCGGGGAACCAAGCCCAAGUGGUUGGUAGUGGAUGGCAAUUGGAGCGAGAAAGAUAUUCGAGCAUGGCUCAAGGCUGGCCAAGACCAAGGCUGCAAGAUUGCAUUCGAGCCAGUAUCGACAGCCAAGUCUAUGAACCUUUUCUGUUCUCAGAGAGGGCAUCCGAAACUUAGAGUCUUCCCUAGGUCCACGGUAGAUAUCGCUUCUCCCAACAGCUACGAGCUAGCAGCCAUGUACUCUGCAGCUCGCGAUAACGGCUACUUUGAGGCACCAGAGUGGUUCGACAUCAUCGAUGCCUUUGGCAUGCGAGGUGCCCGAGAUCGGUUUGUUAAGAUGACUUCAGCCGAGCUGACUGACGCUGGUGUUCCUGUUCAGUCCGUUCAACUACUUCCUUAUAUUCCGACUAUUGUGACGAAACUUGGUCCUCAAGGUGUUCUCCUGACCACUAUCCUCGCAAAGGAUGAUCCCCGGCUGAAAGAUCCUGACUCCGAAGAGUACAUCCUUGCUCGCUCGAUGAGCGACCACCCCAGCGUUGGUGGACUCUACAUGCGACUAUUCUCUGCAGCUGAAAAGGUCCAGAACAUUGUAUCUGUUAACGGUGUUGGAGAUACCUUCUUCGGCGUUUUAAUCUCUGGGUUGGCUCAGGGUGGUAAAGUCGAAAACCUCAUUGAUGUUGCACAAGCCGGCUCAUGUUUAACACUAAAGUCUCCUGAGUCGGUGAGUCCUGAUCUACACAGACUCGAGAGUGUGUUGGCACAGGCAGCAGCAGAAUAG